Molecule: messenger RNA, 1530 nt
Organism: Melanotaenia boesemani (Boeseman's rainbowfish)
Lineage: Eukaryota; Metazoa; Chordata; Actinopteri; Atheriniformes; Melanotaeniidae
Gene: hes4
Product: hairy-related 9
Exons: 4
Coding region: 214-1086 (290 amino acids)
Biological process (GO): regulation of neurogenesis; regulation of transcription by RNA polymerase II; anterior/posterior pattern specification
Cellular component (GO): nucleus
Molecular function (GO): protein dimerization activity; DNA-binding transcription factor activity, RNA polymerase II-specific; RNA polymerase II cis-regulatory region sequence-specific DNA binding
Source: RefSeq, a predicted model, not a curated record
CGUGUGUCGGCAGCAGAAGUGGAAAGUUGCACUGCACGACGUACCUCACGCUCCUGUACUCGAAUGACAGCUCAGUGAUAACAAGCGGCACAACACUGACUGGGACGCGGACUUUAAGGCCUAUCUUAUAUGUCCUGCAGUGGCACGAAGUGAUUUGUUUUCUGCGCAAAGAGGAUAUAUUUCUUUACGUUACUUCACCUGCUUUGAUCAAUAAUGCCUGCUGACACUAUGGAAAAGCAGACGGCAUCCCCGAUAGCCGGUGCCCCAGCAAACGGAUCGCACACACCGGACAAACCCAAAAAUGCCAGCGAGCACAGAAAAUCGUCCAAACCCAUCAUGGAAAAACGCCGGAGAGCGAGAAUAAACGAAAGUCUUGGACAGCUCAAGACUCUCAUCCUGGAUGCGCUUAAGAAAGAUAGCUCCAGACACUCAAAGCUGGAAAAAGCAGACAUCCUGGAGAUGACUGUGAAGCACUUGAGGAACCUGCAGCGCGUGCAGAUGAGCGCAGCGCUCUCCGCAGAUGCCACGGUCCUCAGCAAAUACAGAGCCGGAUUCAACGAGUGCAUGAACGAGGUCACCCGCUUCCUGUCCACCUCAGAGGGAGUGAACGCAGAGGUGAGAUCGAGGCUCCUCAACCACCUGUCCAGCUGCAUGAGCCAGAUGAUGUCCAUGAACUACCCGCAGCAGACGCCGUCCCAGCAAGCGCAUCUGGCCCAGCCUCUCCAUGUGCAGCUCCCAUCUACUCUCCCCAUCAGCGGUGCUAUGAGCUCCAAAAUCAGCCCAGCAGAGGCCGUCUCCCCUAAAGUUUUCGGUGGCUUCCAGCUGGUGCCUGCAACCGACGGACAAUUUGCUUUUUUGAUCCCCAACCCGGCCUUUGCCUCAGCCACGGCCCCUGUCAUCCCCCUUUACUCAAACGCUGGGGUUCCUGUUGCCGUUAACGCCAGUCCGGUGCACGGCAGUUCAGCACCGACUGCAGCAUCCCCAGUCCAUGGCAUGACUUCCUUCUCCGGGGGGUCCCAGGCGGUGAGCCCAGUCGGGGUGAGCACCGGUUCAGAUAGUAGCGAGCCUGUGUGGCGGCCAUGGUAGCUAAAAGGCUCAGAGACGCAAAUCGGUCUGCAUUAUUUUCCUGUUUAGACUUUUGACUGCACACACAGCUGUUGCGGGGGCUCAUCCUGUGACUUUUACGGGAUGGUAUUGACCACUUUAUACCCCCUGCAGUUCUUGAUGUUUCGUUUUAUGGAACAGGGGUUUUGCCUUAAAUGGGCAUUUCUUUCUUUCGUUCUUUAUUUUCUUCCAUAAUUUAUUGUUUAUUCCAACAUUUGGAUGCCAACGGUAAAGAUGCAGAUGGAAGAAUUAUAGGAAACUUUUGAUAUGAAGUACUUUUUAUAAAAAGGUUUAGUUUUGUACAGAUGUGUUAUUGAUUGUUAUACCAAAGCUGUGUUUUAUAUUCUGUAUUGUUUUGUGUUGAGAGAGAAAACAUGACGUUUGGGAGGUUAUUUUGUUUUAAUAAAUGAGAUUUCUGAAACCCGU